Molecule: messenger RNA, 1632 nt
Organism: Malania oleifera
Lineage: Eukaryota; Viridiplantae; Streptophyta; Magnoliopsida; Santalales; Ximeniaceae
Product: UDP-glucose flavonoid 3-O-glucosyltransferase 7-like
Exons: 1
Coding region: 1-1632 (543 amino acids)
Molecular function (GO): UDP-glycosyltransferase activity
Source: RefSeq, a predicted model, not a curated record
AUGGAUUCACAGUGUUCUCCUCCGCUUCACAUCGCCUUCCUUCCCUUCCUGGCACCCGGCCACAUGGUCCCCCUCACCGAGAUGGCCAGACUGGUCGCCGCCCGCGGCCCCCGCGUCACCAUCAUCACCACCCCUUCCAACGCCCUCCUUCUACGCCCCGCCGUAGACAAGGUCGCCGCCGCCGGCCACCACAUCCGCCUCCGCCUCCUCCCUUUUCCCUCCAAAGAAGUCGGCCUCCCCGACGGCCUCGAGAACUUCGUCGCCGUCCUCGAUCAAGACACCGCCACCAAGCUCUACCGCGGCGUCGGCCUCCUCCGGCCCCACAUCGAAGCUCUCCUCACGGAGCUCCGACCCGACUGCAUAGUGUCCGAUAACUUCUACUCCUGGACCGCUGAAUUCGCCUCCCGGGUCCGGACCCCCAGGCUUGCCUUCCAAGGCACCUGCAUCUUCGCGGCCGCCCUCGAAGACGCCAUUCUAAGGCACUCUCCUCACCGGAAGGUGGGAUCCGACUCCGACCCGUUUGUGGUUCCGGGCUUACCAGACCCCAUCACCAUGACCAGGCCCCAGCUGCCGGACUUCAUCCAGAAGACGACGCAGUUCACUAAGACUGUAGAAGAAUGGAGAGAAGCCGAGUCGAAGAGCUUCGGAGUUUUGAUUAACGCCUUCUACGAGAUGGAACCUGCUUACGCGGAGCAUUACAGGAAGGUGAUGGGCAAGAGGGUUUAUCACAUUGGCCCCACCGUUCUCAUGCACGGAGACGCCGGAGAUAAAGCCCACAGAAUUCACGAGACCGUAGUCGGAGAAAAUGAAUUGCUGACCUGGCUCGACUCGAAGCAGCCCGAGUCGGUUGUCUACGUAAGUUUCGGCAGCGGGUGCCGAUUCCCCGAUGAGCAACUCGCUGAGAUCGCCGGCGGGCUCGACUCCGCUGGUCACCCAUUCAUCUGGGUCGUCGUCAGAGAUGAUAAGGAGAUAGAAGAAGAUGAGGAAGAGACCAAGUGGUUACCGGAAGGAUUCGAAGAGAAGAUGAAGAAAGAGGGAAAGGGUGUAAUCGUGAGGGGGUGGGCUCCACAGGUGCUGAUUCUGGGCCACCCGGCGAUCGGCUGCUUCGUGACUCACUGCGGGUGGAACUCGGUGGUGGAGGGGAUCAGCGCGGGGGUUCCGAUGGUUACGUGGCCGCUGUACAGUGAGCAGUUCUACAACGAGAGGCUGGUGAUUCAGAUGCUGAGGAUUGGGGUGGAGGUGGGGUCCAUGGAAUGGGCGUUGUGGGUCCAUGUCGGGAGGAAGUUGAUCGAGCGGCAGAGGAUAGAGGCGGCGGUGAGGAGGGUGAUGGACGGCGGAGAUGAAGCGAGGGAGCUCAGGAGGCGAGCUGCAUCUCUGGCGGAGGUGGCGAAGAUGGCUGUGCGAGAAGGUGGUUCAUCUUACAAGAACCUAACGGCUUUGAUUGAGGACCUUCAGCAGAAUAGAGCAGCCGCCGUAGCUGACGCUACCGACACCGAUGUAGCCGCCGUUGCGACUGCUCCUCCCGAAGUUGCUGCCGCUGCCGUUGCUGCUGCUUCUCCUCCUGCUGCGCCCGCCGUCGCUGCAGAAGCUAAGGUUGAUAAAGGGAUGAAUCCGGAACCUUCUUGUAAUUAA